CCCAAAGUGCUCCAAGCAACAUCUAGCUUGUUUUUAUUUAUUUAAUGAAAACAUUUUACAUAAAAUAAAAAUUUUAAAUAAAACAUAUUUACUGAUCUUUAAGCACUAAAUAACUAUGCGAUAUGCACAGUUAGUGGUUGGUCCUGCUGGUAGUGGAAAGUCUACUUACUGCAGCUCAUUAGCUCAGUAUGGUGUUGAUAUUAAAAGAAAUAUAGAAGUUGUAAACUUAGAUCCAGCAGCAGAGCAUUUCGACUAUGAACCUUUUGUUGAUAUUAGGGAUUUGAUUCAAGUACAGGAUACAAUGGAAGAUGAAGAAUUACAUUUUGGACCUAACGGAGGCUUGGUCUUUUGUAUUGAAUACCUUUUGGAGAACUCCGACUGGCUUCAUGAAAAACUAGGUGAUACAGAAGAUGAUUAUAUAUUAUUUGAUUGUCCUGGGCAAAUUGAACUGUAUACACAUCUCACAGCUAUUCGAAAAUUAGUUAAGCAGUUGCAAGACUGGAAUUUUAAUGUAUGUUCAGUAUUUCUUGUUGAUGUUCAAUUCAUGACCGAUGGUGCUAAAUUUUUAUCGGGCACCAUGGCUGCCUUAAGUGUAAUGGUAAAUUUAGAAUUGCCACAUGUAAAUAUUCUUUCAAAAAUGGACCUUCUGAGUAAAACAGCUAGAAAGAGGCUAGAUAGGUUUCUUGAACCAGAUUGUCAUGCAAUUUUAGGUGACAUAGAAUUAAAUGGAAUAUCAGCAUUUAAUGAAAAGUAUAAAAACCUUACAGAAACUAUAGGCAGAAUUAUUGAAGACUAUUCGUUAGUUAGGUUUAUACCAUUAAAUCUUAAAAAUCGGGAAAAUUUAAGUGAUAUUCUAAUAACAAUCGAUAACGUCAUACAAUUUGGUGAAGAUCAAGAUGUAAAAACUAAAGACUUUGAAGAGGAAGACCCAGAAAAUGAAGAUCUUGAUCUUUCUAAUAAUUAAGUUUGUUAAUAAAUGUAAAUAAUAAGAUUCA
Sitophilus oryzae (rice weevil) is the source of this 995-nucleotide messenger RNA. RefSeq names its product GPN-loop GTPase 3. Lineage: Eukaryota; Metazoa; Arthropoda; Insecta; Coleoptera; Curculionidae. The transcript is spliced from 6 exons. Gene Ontology annotation, molecular function: GTPase activity. The coding region runs from base 116 to 964 and encodes 282 amino acids. The record is from RefSeq and is a predicted model, not a curated record.